Molecule: messenger RNA, 863 nt
Organism: Myotis davidii
Lineage: Eukaryota; Metazoa; Chordata; Mammalia; Chiroptera; Vespertilionidae
Gene: UBE2R2
Product: ubiquitin conjugating enzyme E2R 2
Exons: 5
Coding region: 16-555 (179 amino acids)
Biological process (GO): ubiquitin-dependent protein catabolic process; protein polyubiquitination
Molecular function (GO): ubiquitin conjugating enzyme activity
Source: RefSeq, a predicted model, not a curated record
GUUUUUGAGAUUCACAUGUUACAAGCGCAUAUUAAAUUUCCUAUUGACUACCCAUAUUCACCACCUACCUUCAGAUUCUUGACCAAAAUGUGGCACCCCAACAUUUAUGAGAAUGGAGAUGUAUGCAUUUCAAUUCUUCAUCCACCCGUAGAUGACCCACAGAGUGGUGAACUGCCCUCCGAAAGGUGGAAUCCUACUCAGAAUGUCAGGACUAUCCUCUUAAGUGUAAUCUCAUUGCUUAAUGAGCCCAACACCUUCUCCCCAGCCAAUGUGGAUGCUUCAGUUAUGUUCAGGAAAUGGAGGGACAGUAAAGGAAAAGACAAAGAAUAUGCUGAAAUCAUUAGAAAACAGGUUUCAGCCACGAAAGCCGAAGCAGAAAAGGAUGGAGUAAAAGUCCCCACGACCCUGGCGGAAUAUUGCAUCAAAACUAAAGUGCCUUCCAAUGACAACAGCUCAGAUGUGCUUUAUGACGACUUGUACGACGAUGACAUUGAUGAUGAAGAUGAGGAGGAGGAAGAUGCCGACUGUUAUGAUGAUGAUGAUUCUGGGAACUGAUGAUGAUGAUGAUUCUGGGAAUGAGGAGUCGUCACCUGCUCCUUCGAAGCCCCUGUACUGCCCUGCCCUCUCAGGCCAAAGGGAGGGGAGCAAGUGGGGACCUAGCAGUGGCCCCUCAGCAAAAACCUAUCACAGGGGGUGGGGAAAACAAACAUGGCUCCUGCUGACUCCCCUUGUGGAUCUCAGUUUGCUCCUUUUUAUGGACCUCUUAAUGGAGAGAAGGUAAUCCUCCACAGAAUGUCCGAAUUCUUGCAUUCUUUUACCCUUCCAUCACUGUAUUGAUUUUUUCCCCCUUUAAACCCAAACCC